Messenger RNA from Staurois parvus, 408 nucleotides. The record is from the annotation of a GenBank genome assembly. NCBI's taxonomy places the organism in Eukaryota, Metazoa, Chordata, Amphibia, Anura, Ranidae.
CCGCUCGUCUCUUCUUUGCAGCAGAAACUUACCUGUUCCUCGGUCCAGUGCUGUACAGUCCACAGUCUCUGGUCAUCCCCUGUGCUGUCUGCAGUCUCUUGGCCAUCCCCUGUACUGUCCGCAAUCCCUGGUCAUCCCCCGUACUGUCCGCAGUCUCUUGGUCAUCUCCUGUACUGUCUGCUGUCUUUUGGUCAUCCCCUGUACUGUCCGCAGUCUCUUGGUCAUCCCCUGUACUGUCUGCAGUCCCUGGUCAUCCCCUGUACUGUCCACAAUAUCUUGGUCAUCUCCUGUACUGUCCACAGUCUCUUGGUCAUCCCCUGUACUGUACGCAGUCUCUGGUCAUCUCCUGUACUACGUCCACAAUCUCUGGUCAUCUCCUGUACUGCCCGCAGUCUCUGGUCCUCCCCU